AUGAUAGAAGAAGAGGUUAUUAUAGAUAAAAAUAGCCAACAAGUAGUAGAUACUGCUGCGGUGAAAAAGGCAACAAAGGAUAAAAAGAAGGCUGUAAAGAAAGAAGAGGCUGACAAAGAUGUACAGCAAGAAAAAAAGACCAAGAAGCUUUUCAAGAAGAAGAAGAACAAAGAUACGGUGGAUCCCAUAGAAACAAAAAAGAAUCGAUCCAAACCAAAAAAGAAGAGCGAUGACAAGAAACCGACUGCGGUAGAACAUGCUGCGGUGUUGGAUGGUGCUGAGUCUUCAGCCAUCAUCACGACUCUAGAUUAUGAAGAGGAAGAAAAUGUGGAGGGUGAGAUAGAGGUGUUUGAUUACCAUGAGCUUGAGGAAGCGCUGGGUGGACCUGUGAAGCUUCAUGAUCUUCCUUCCAUUCAGUUUGCUCCAGAAGCGAAAAAGAAAAAGUCAAAGCCCAUCAUGCAAAAAAGUCGUUCAGCUCCUUCAGAAUCUAGUAUCAAGAAUCCAUCAGCCAAGAACGGAAAGUAUAGUGCAGUGCCUCCUCCCCAGUCCUUAUUGUCAUCUGGAAAGCCUGUAAAGAGUCAAAAAGUGCAUACCCACGAUCAUCAGGAAAAGAAGAAAAAGCAAGACAAGGACCAUGUGCAUGAAUCUGAGUCUGUGAAGCCAUCUGCUAUCAAGAAGAAGGCAAAAAAGAUCAAAACAGAGGAAGUCGAGUUUAAGGUUUCGACACCUAGUGUCAAAUUGCCUGCUAAAAAGGAAAAGGGGGUGAGCACAGAUCAAAAGCCAAGAUCAACCAAAUCAUCGGGUUUCCCAAAGAGGCAACUUGGAGAGGAUGUAAAGCCUAUGGUAUUAGCGAAAAAGGAAGGAAAGAACAUGACUAAGAACCUGAAUGAAGAGCAAAAGAAGGAGUUGCUAACUGUCGAUUAUUGCCACCCUUAUGACGUUUUGUAUGGACGUAAAAGCCGCAUGCGAUUCGAACGUUACUUGGAUCCUAAAAUCUGCGAAAAGAGAGUCAAGGAAAAGGAGACAAACCUCUAUAAAGGGAUCCUUCGCAUCAACAAGCGUAAUCGUACCGAUGCCUAUGUUACAACGGAUAAGUUAGAGUCAGACAUCUUUAUUUUUGGACUGCGUGAUCGUAACCGCGCUUUAGAAGGAGAUACAGUCUUUGUAGAAUUAGUCGAUGUGGAUGUCGUGUGGACAAAAAAGAAAGAUGGCAUGGCACGUAAAAAGGAUGAGGGUGAUUCAGUCAUUAUUGAUGAAAAGUCAAAGCCAAAAUAUGCUGGCAAAGUGGUCUGUGUUCAAAGUGUGCGUAAAGAUCGCCUGUUUUCCGGUACGAUAUCGAUUCAACGAGCAUCCAAUGGAACAGGUGCAGUUGCAAAUGGUAAUGCUGCAGAAGAAGAUACUGAUAUAGAAGCAGUAAAUGAAUUGGUGGAUGAAGAUGAAGGGCAAGAGACGGUAGAGGGCUCUCGGUCUUCAAACAGCGAUAAAGAAAUAGAAUCCAAGAAGGGCAACAAUCAUGUACGCGUCGUAUGGUUUAAGCCGCUCGACAAACGCGCUCCAUUGAUUAUGAUUCCAAUUAAGAAUGCUCCUUAUGAUAUCCUGGAUAAUGAAGCCAAGUAUGCAAAUCUUAUCGUUGUCGUCAAGAUCACUCGAUGGCCAAUUGACUCGUUAAAUCCUAUUGGCGCAUUUGUUCGUGAGUUAGGUCAUAUUGGUAAUAUUCCAGCAGAGACAGAAGCUAUAUUGGCGGACAAUGGUAUUUCAGAACUUCCUUUCAGUAAAAAGGCGCUCAGUGGGUUACCUCCUACACCUUGGUCCAUUGAACAAUCCGAGAUUGAUAAAAGACGCGAUUUACGCACAACACGUAUAUUCACAAUCGAUCCUGCUACAGCCAAAGAUCUUGACGACGCUGUUCAUGUCACUCAGUUGGAUAAAGAUGAUUUUGAAGUGGGUGUUCAUAUCGCGGAUGUAUCUCAUUUCGUAAAGCAGCACACUGCUUUGGAUCAUGAAGCGUUUGACAGAGGAACGAGUACUUAUCUCUGUGACCGUGUGAUUCCGAUGCUUCCCUCUCUCCUAUGUGAGGAGCUCUGUAGUUUAAACCCAGGCGUCGAUCGACUUGCAUUCUCUGUUAUUUGGAAGAUGGACGGUGCUGGUAACGUGAAAGAGACCUGGUUUGGCAAAACUAUCAUUCGAUCUUGUGCCAAAUUAGCCUAUGACGAUGCUCAAAGUGUCAUCGAAGGACAUGGUUUACCAAAGACGGUGAUUAUCCGAGACGAUCACAAGGUAUCCGACGUAGAACAAGAUAUUCUCUAUCUGUUCGAAAUGUCCAAAAAGAUGCGUGAGCGUCGAUUUGCGAAUGGCGCAUUAUCCAUCAAUUCCAUCCGCCUUUCGUUCAAGCUAAAUGACAUUGGCGAGCCUUGUGAGGUUUCUAUUUAUGAGCAAAAAGAUGCGAAUAGACUGAUUGAGGAAUUUAUGUUGCGUGCCAACAUGAGUGUUGCUGAAAAGAUUCGUGAGCAUUAUCCAAAUGAAGCACUUCUUCGUCAGCACUCUCCUCCUCAUGAAAAGAGCUUGAAUGAAUUCUUGAGAAUUGUUGACAGCUUAGGUUACAAGUUUGACGGAUCAACUGCAGGCAGCCUUCAAGAAUCAUUUAAUUCUAUUGAAUCCGAAGAUAUCAAGUCAGUUUUGAAGCUUUUGGCGGUAAAACCAAUGCAGAGAGCCAAAUACUUUUGUACGGGAUCCUUUGAAGAUAUCAACAGAUUCAGACAUUAUGCUCUCAAUGUGCCGUACUAUACGCACUUUACUUCUCCCAUUCGACGAUUUGCAGAUAUCGUUGUCCAUAGACAGUUAGAAGCCGCACUUGCCAACAAAAAGUCAUGUGGCUAUAAAAAGGCUGCUGUUCAAAAGGCAGCUGGACAUUGUAACGAGCGAAAGGAGGGAGCCAAGAACUCGCAAGAUAUGAACUUGCAAUUAUAUCUCUAUCACUAUCUUUACAACUUGGAGAAGGAAACCAAGAAGCCUGUUAUCUGUACUGCUAUUGUGACUCAAGUGCUGAAGGAUGCUAUUGAUAUACUUGUUCCUGAAUACGGACUUGAAAAGCGCCUUCAUGUAGACGCGAUACCCAUCGAAAGAUACGUCUUUGAUGGAAAUAAGACCACCUUGUCUGUUUAUUGGAAAGAAGGUGUUGAUUCAAGCUGGGAAUGGGAUCAAAAGCGAAGAAGUGAUCAAGAUUUUGUAGAACCCGUGGGCACGCAGAUCGAGUUAGACGAUGAGCAAGAUAAUGAUGAUGAGAAUAAUGAAGUAGUGACAGUAAAGAUUCCAGAAGAGCUGUUAGAAGAAAAUACAUUGGAUAAAGAAACAAGGAUGCAAACAUUCAAGACAUUUUCAAAGUUGAAUGUUAGAAUUCAAGUGAAUGUAGAAAGAUCUCCGCCUAUUGUAAACAUUUACCCAAUUAACCCCUUCAUGUAA
Messenger RNA from Rhizopus microsporus ATCC 52813, 3459 nucleotides. Its product is annotated as RNB-domain-containing protein. NCBI's taxonomy places the organism in Eukaryota, Fungi, Mucoromycota, Mucoromycetes, Mucorales, Rhizopodaceae. The record is from RefSeq and is a predicted model, not a curated record. The transcript has 4 exons. Gene Ontology annotation, cellular component: P-body; exosome (RNase complex). Bases 1 to 3459 code for a protein of 1152 amino acids. Gene Ontology annotation, molecular function: RNA binding; 3'-5'-RNA exonuclease activity.